Molecule: messenger RNA, 414 nt
Organism: Brassica napus (rape)
Lineage: Eukaryota; Viridiplantae; Streptophyta; Magnoliopsida; Brassicales; Brassicaceae
Product: VQ motif-containing protein 8, chloroplastic-like
Exons: 1
Coding region: 1-414 (137 amino acids)
Cellular component (GO): nucleus
Source: RefSeq, a predicted model, not a curated record
AUGAUUCCUACAAGAUGCCAUGAGCUCAGCGGCUCUCGUCCUCCGUCGCUUAAACUCACAGGAGAAUCCCAUUCCAUCAAGAAAACGACUUCGUUCAACGUCGUCAAACAGUCACGGCGACAUGGACGUGCAGCUCCCGUAGUCAUCUACGCGCACUCUCCAAAGGUGAUCCACACGCGUGCUGAAAACUUUAUGGCCUUGGUUCAGCGGCUCACGGGUCUCGAAGAGAUUAGAAGGCGGAACCCUAACGACGUCAACGAAUCAUCGUUGUCUGUGUUAACCACGGAAGAGGUCAGUGUCGGUACUGAUGACACAAGUUGGGAGAGACAUCAACAAAGGAAAACCCUAGCUGAUAUUCCAUUGUAUACGCCGAGCUCGAUGGCCUUGUUUGGUUCUCCAACUCAACGUCUUUAA